AUGGAGUGUCCUGAACCUAGUGAAUCAGUAAUACCGAAUGACCAAUCAACAAAAUCUUGCUCGAUUAAGUUGCAACCCAUGAAUAGGUUUCGUGAUAUGAGCAAAUUGCGUAAUUAUGAAAUCAUUCAAAAGUUGGGCCAAGGGACAUUUGGGGUAGUUCAAAAAGCCAGAAAUAUUAAAACGAAGGAACUAGUUGCAUUGAAACAGUUAAUAAACCAUUCAGCAAAAGAGGGAUUUCCAAUAACGGCUAUGAGAGAAAUUACCAUUUUGAAGAAAUUAAAUCACAAGAAUAUUUUGAAAAUAAUAGAUAUGAUAUAUGAAGAGCCGAAAAUUUCAAACCCCCAGGAUAUACUUCAUCAGCGUGGUUGUUUUUACACGGUUUCUCCUUAUAUGUGCUCUGAUUUAGUUGGCUUAUUGGAGAAUCCCAAUAUAAAUCUUGAAGUAUCUCAUAUUAAAUGUUUUAUGGAACAAUUAUUGCAUGGUAUUCAGUACAUUCAUGAGCAAAUGUUUUUACACAGAGAUAUAAAGGCAGCAAAUAUUCUCAUUGACCGUAAUGGAACAUUAAAGAUUGCUGAUUUUGGUUUGGCAAGAGUAUAUCAUGGGUCCCCUCCAAAAUUCAUGAGUGGACCUGGUGGUGGUGAGAGAGCUUAUACUGGGCUUGUUGUAACGAGGUGGUACAGGCCUCCGGAAUUAUUGUUAGGAGAGAGAAGGUAUACUACUGCAGUUGAUAUGUGGGGUAUUGGGUGUGUUUUUGGUGAAUUAUUUACGCGGAAACCAAUACUUGUUGGUAAGACCGAUUCACAUCAAGCGCAACUUAUAUUCGACUUGGUUGGACCUCCAAAUUCUAUAAGCUGGUCAGAAGCUACAAGUUUACCAAAUAAACAUGAUUUAAAUAUUGGUUUAACGUGCCAAAGAAGCUUAGAAUCAAAAUUUGCACCUUUAAUGAAUCCUGAUGGAAUUAAUUUGUUAUCUGGCUUGUUAACUCUUGAUCCAUAUAAAAGAUUCAAUGCAUUGGAUGCAUUGAAUCAUAACUAUUUCAAAAAUGAACCAUUGCCAAUGAAACCACAAGAAUUACCAAAGUUCGAAGAAUGUCAUGAGAUAGAUAAAGAGAGGUUUAAAUUACUAAGAGAAAAGAAGAAUAAUAUUCACGAAGCCAACAAAAUUCCCAAAGCACACUUUCCAAAAGGCCCAGGUGAAUACAAUAAUUCAAAUAACUAUCCUAGAAACCGAAAUGGUAGCUUCCCUUUAGCAUUACCAAAACAACCAAAGUUUUAUAAUCAACAUCAACAAGAAGCACACGUACCUCAACAAAUGCAUACUGAUACAUAUAUACCUAAAAAAAGGGAUGAUAAGCCCGGCGCCAAUGCUCCUCAAAAAGAAUCAAGUGAGCCGAUAACCUCGUACCAGAGUUUGAGAGAUAGGUCUCCGAGAAGAGAAGGUCAUAUAUCUCGAAAGCCUUCUACGACAAAUUCCAAUAAUAUCUCGUCUAAUUCGUCUGCAUCAAAUGUCGGUGGUACCUUAUCUAAUCCUACUCAUCAAAAAAAUCGCCCAAAUGCCAAGGCAUCUGCUGGUAUAUUCAUGACAAACUCAAGGAAACAAAGACCCAAACCGAAUCCGCAGUCAUCUUCAAGAAAUGUUUCUGACCAAUUUAAGAAACGUAAACUCCUUCCUGACGAGCAGAAUGAAAGUGAUUUAACGGAUUUUGACGAAGACGUCAAGGAUAGUAAGCAGUUAGAUUCGUUUCUAGACUGGGAUACGUUCACAAGGUCACCCGAAAAUAGGAAACUACAACAUGAGAAGAAGCAGUUCGAAACAAAAUAUAGUUGA
Messenger RNA from Debaryomyces hansenii CBS767, 1827 nucleotides. It is a transcript of the gene CRK1, whose product is annotated as cyclin-dependent serine/threonine protein kinase. Gene Ontology annotation, biological process: protein phosphorylation. Gene Ontology annotation, molecular function: ATP binding; cyclin-dependent protein serine/threonine kinase activity. Gene Ontology annotation, cellular component: nucleus. The record is from RefSeq and is a predicted model, not a curated record. Bases 1 to 1827 code for a protein of 608 amino acids. Lineage: Eukaryota; Fungi; Ascomycota; Pichiomycetes; Serinales; Debaryomycetaceae. The transcript has a single exon.